GUAAAAUAUUUCUUUCGGAGAGCAUGACGUAUAAACAUGUGCUUAUAAUUUUUCCUGUCUGUUAUUAUAAUUUUUUGUACUUUCUGUCUGAAUUUCUCUCAAGAGGAAAAAACUAUUAAGGUUAGACAAGGUUCAAUAAAAUCUGUUGUGUGUUGACUUAGGCGAAUUGUUUCAAGUUUUUGAGAUAAAUGAUGGAGUUUAGGGUGUAUAUAAUACCACAUGGUUUUUCCACUUCAUUAAAGCAAAUUCAAAGAAUGAGGUCUUUGUCUUUUUGGUGAGAGUGGAUUAACAAAAAUUAAAAGAUGCACUGCAUGUGCAUUGUGAUACAGCUGUUGGGAAUGCUGUACGUGUCGCUUAGUCAGGAAUCGGUACCCGCGGCUUCCCGCCAAACUGCCUCGGGGGCACCCAGUGUAUGUUCCUCAGAACAGCACAGAUCACUGUCUCCUUCACUUCAGAACGAACAUCAGUGUAACCUACUAGAGAGGUUGAACGGAGACUUUGAAACGUCUAAAACCAACCAGGAGAAUCUCAUCAAUGAUGUUAUUAUGAAACUUGAUGUCCUGAACAAUAAGGUUGAUCAACAGAUCCGGAGACAGAUAGAUACAAUAGAGGUUGAGAAGUAUAAAAAGAUGGCACCAAGUUUCCCAAAUAUACCCUUAGUCCGAGAUUGUAAUGAAUUGAAGAUGAAUGGAUUCCAUGUUUCUGGGGUAUAUCCAAUACGUUUCUCAAACGGAAAAAUAAUGAAUGUCUGGUGUGACAUGGACACUGAAAGAGGUGGAUGGACGGUUAUUCAAAGGAGAAUGGACGGAAGUGUCAAUUUCACACAAAACUGGAACACUUAUGCUUUUGGAUUUGGAAAUCCAAAUACGGAAUAUUGGUUAGGAAACGAAUAUAUUCAUUUGAUCACACGGGCCAACAACUAUACCCUGCGAAUUGACCUUUGGGAUUGGGAAGGAGAUGAGGCAUAUGCCAGAUAUGAAUAUUUUGCCGUUACUAACGAGGCAGACGGGUAUAGAUUACUUGUGUCGAAUUAUUCUGGCACCUCUGGAGAUUCGUUUUUAAGCUACCACCAGAACAUGAGGUUUAGUACAUAUGAUAAGGACUACGAUCUGUGGUACUCUUCCUGUGCGAGAAAAGACAAGUCAGGAUGGUGGUAUAGAGACUGUGGAUACAGUACACUGAAUGGGUUGUAUGUAGAUGGGGGUACUAUUCCCAUCUCUGCUGACGGACUCAUUAAGGGGAUCAUUUGGUAUCACUGGAAGAGGAGAUACAGUUAUUCAUUGAAAAAAGUGGAAAUGAAGAUAAAGCCAUCUCUGGCAAUAAAGGUGGAACUCGAAGAACUUGCAGCACUUGAAGCCAAUCCACCCUUUCUUUCUUCCACAACUACAUCCAGUACUAUUAACUAAAACUUUAAAGACUUUGCUGGAAAAGAAUUGAAUAAAAAAGUGUUCAAAGUUUAGAACACCUACCCAAAUUAUCUACAAGAAAGAGUUUUUUCUAAUUUCAUCAUGUUUUCCCAAUAAAAUUAAGUACCUUGACAUUCAGCGUUCCGCGAUAGACUGUGGUAAAUCCUUUUCCCCUCAAACACUCAUGACACGGUUCACUUAAGUGAAUCCUCCCUGGCUGUGCAGAAAGAAGAAUUAAUGAACAGUAAAUACAGGAUACAAAAUAUUUAUUUAUUAAUUGCAUGAUAAUUUCUAAUCUUCUGUUUAUUGCAGUAUAAAGCAAAAUUGAAAAUAUCGCUUACCUCACUGUAUGAUUGCAUUCGUGAUGCUGUAUUUACAGUGUCACCAAACAGACAGUACUGGGGCAUCCUCUUUCCCACAAUUCCCCCAACCACACUUCCUGUGUGCAUGCCUAAUUUAAGAAAGUAACACUGUUCAUGAACACGGACAAAUGAGUAUGAUACGGUGUUGUCUAGGAAUACUAUUGCUCUUAUCUAUUCAUUACACUAUUUCAUGUUUAACAGAAAUAAAUGUGUCAAAUAAAUAUUUUGAUGUGUGACAAUGAAAA
Messenger RNA from Saccostrea cuccullata (small rock oyster), 2013 nucleotides. Its product is annotated as microfibril-associated glycoprotein 4-like. Lineage: Eukaryota; Metazoa; Mollusca; Bivalvia; Ostreida; Ostreidae. The transcript has 4 exons. The coding region runs from base 303 to 1406 and encodes 367 amino acids. The record is from RefSeq and is a predicted model, not a curated record.